Molecule: messenger RNA, 3623 nt
Organism: Sceloporus undulatus (fence lizard)
Lineage: Eukaryota; Metazoa; Chordata; Lepidosauria; Squamata; Phrynosomatidae
Exons: 12
Coding region: 97-1458 (453 amino acids)
Molecular function (GO): GTPase activity
Source: RefSeq, a predicted model, not a curated record
AGCGUUCUCUCUGCGAAAUGCCUUUUGGGGGUUGUAGUCCUUUCCCACCGGCUGCUCUUCCCAGGCCUCUUGUCUCCCGGUCCUUCUCCGGCAGCCAUGCCCGGGGGAAAGGGUGGGAAGCCCCGCGAGGCUGCGAACCCCGUCUUGGCCGGUGGGAUUGAGUCGGUGACGGAGAGGGUCCUCCGGGAAGCCCACUCCCUUUAUGUCCAUCCGGGUCACGGUCUGGUGACUAUCGGGAUACGGCUGGGACUGACCCUGCUCCCACCACGCCGCAAAGUGACCGUCAUGGUUAUGGGCAACCACAGCGCUGGCAAGAGCAGCUUCAUUAACUGGUAUGUGGAAGAGCAUAUUCAGCGAACUGGCGUAGCUAUUGAGACUCAGGGAUUCACUUUCAUUACCAGUGGAAGGAAGCGAGAAUCUCUCACGGGUAAUGCUACACUCCAUCUAUACCCCCAUUUCCAGGCUUUGCAAAGUUUCAAAGGUGUGCCAGAAUACCUGAGCACUGAAAUCUGCACCUCCAAACAGAAGCAGUUUCCCCUAGUCACCUUCCUUGACACUCCAGGCUUGGUGGAUGGUGACAUGAAAUAUCCAUUUGAUGUGGAAGCAGCUCUUAUAUGGUUUGGCCAACUAUGCGACCUCAUCCUAGUUUUCUUUGACCCUAUGGGGCAAGCUCUUUGCAAACGCACCCUCAAUAUUGUGGAGAAUCUCAAUGAGGGGCACGGUGACAAGCUGCAUUUCUACCUCAGCAAGGCUGAUGAAGCUGGUGCAGAGGGGGACAGACAGAGGGUGCUGAUGCAGAUUGUCCAGGAACUUUGCAAGCGUCCAGGCCUCAAUAAAUGUGGCUUUGACAUGCCCACAAUCUACAUCCCCAACUCCAGUAAGCCAAGCCGAUGCGUUAAUCAGAUUGAGGAUAUCUGCCGAACUAUUGAGAAGACAAUCAGCCAAACUGUACAGCACACACUUAAUGCCCUGGAACGGGAUUGCCAUCUCAUCAACGAGGCUACACUGCAUCUACUAGAGGAGGACAACGAAACCAGAAGCAGCAAUUUCCGUGCUCGCUUCCGGGGAAUACUCUUGGGGAUUGCUGGGUGCCUGCUGCCCAUCUUUCUCCUUGUAACAUUGCUGUUUGGUACCUCAGUUUCUCGCCAGUUGUGGACUCUGGUCUUGGGAGAAGAGCAAAGCCAAGCAAUGGAACUAUAUAUGCGUCCAGUUGCCACAAUCUGGAGUCUUGUCCCUGAAGAGCAGACCUUAACAGUAUUCUUUGGCCUUCUCUGCCUCUCAUUUCUCUUCCUGCUCUUGGCCAGUUAUACUUUCAGGACGAAGCCCACACUGUCAAAAAAACAGAAGCGGCAGCUGGAAGACAGACGAGAUUAUGUGUUGGAUGUGGUGCUGGAAAAAAAGAAGCAACUCUAUGAGGAAUACCUUCGCCUAAGCAUUGGUGAGCAGGACUUGAGCUGAAACUCCCUUCCUAGUGUGUCCAGUCCCCUACUGUCAUGCUACACUCAACACACCCACCCUCAACUGUCUGAGCUGCUCCAGAGAAGAGACUGUCAUGCAACUGUGAAUCUUCUAAGGGGCCAGUUAAAUGCCUUCCAAUCUGGUUGGCAACUUUUUCCACGUAGUUCAACGAAUAACCUUGUAUUUGUUUGGAUAGCAGUGGUAUCUUACAAUCUUUUGAACUGUGACUAACUAUACCUGUAAUCCCAUGCAUCUGAAAGGACAGUGAUGUACUUCCUCUCCUUCCUGCUACUCUUGUAACUGAUUGGAUGGUGCCUCUAGGUUUUCCUGUGAACUGUGUGCUCUGGAGAAAGGAACAGCCACACUUCCCAACUACUCUUCAUGUCUGAUUGGAUUAUGCCAUUCUUCCUUUCCUAAAUGAUUCUGUCUUUAAAAGAUAAUGUCACAGUACUGGCCAGCAAUAUGUUUAUGGCUGCUGUAGUAAGAGCCAAGCAUCUUUUUCAGUAAGAUGUGGUAACACAUAUCUUUAUGGACCAGAUUGGUACUUUCCUUUUUUUGGUUCUGCACCUUCUCUGUCACUGCUGACUCUAGCCUGUGUCUGGCCAGUUCACAUGUUCACAAACUCCUAAUGAACUAGACCUUGUCCCAUCUGACAGCAAGUUUGACAUCCUUACCUUUGGGAGAGCUAUACCUCAUACUUUUAAACCUCACUGGAUGUUGAGUGGGGCGUGCAAAUGCCCGUCAUAUUCAGUCUCACAAGUGCCUUCAAAUGACUCCAGCUCUUGGGUAGAAGGUGGGACAUUUUUGCAAAUACCACUGUCUGUUUCUCUGCUCCUACCUAUGCUGUGAAACUUACCAAUGCCUGUGACUUGUUCAGAGCUAAGAAGAGCUUCUUUUUUGGACUACAGUUUCCACAAUCUGUCAGCCACCAUCAAUGAUGGUCACCCUGGCAAAUGGAUUCUGGAAGUUGUUGUCCCAAAAAUUAACUUUUUCAAGCUAUUUGCUAUAAGCUAUAAUUUAACCCAGCAUACAUUGUAGCAUGCUGGAAAUCUCAUCCCUUAUUUCCUCCACUGUCUUAAAUAAUAUUACAUGUUGUAUUUCCUUGCUGUGUUCAUUGAUGCUAGGGCCCCUUAACUGUAAGUUUUCUUUUAGUGCCUCAGUGAUGGCUUGAGAUGUUAUCCAGUAGUGACAGGGUUUUUUUUCCCCCAAUAGUUUUGAGAUACUCUGGAUAAUGAAGCAAGGAACUACAGUAUAGUAGCAGCAGUUACAUGAUCAUUAGGAGGUACUGAAGUUGUUCUUAUGUUAGGAACUCUCUGUAGUCCAGAGAUGGAAAACUCAUGGCCCUCUAGAUGUUAAAAUUACAGCUGCAGUAACUCCUCAUGAUGCUACUAGUGGCUGACAGAAAUUGUAGUUCAGGUAGGCAGUAAGCUGCCCAUCUUGCUCUGAUCCCUUGCCUUAAGGCAUCCUUUACUUAUCUGUAGACCUUAAGGGCGUGAGGCAAGCUUAAUUUUUCUGAAUAGCCUUCACAGCUCCAAAAAGCUAUGUUUUGGGCUACAGCUCCUUAAGCUACAAGCCUAGUUUCCAUAUUAGACUGUAGUGAAGCUGCUGUAACAGAACAGUGUUCAAGUGCUUUGUUUACACUAACCAUGGAGAAUCUUUUGGCCAGCCAGAUGUUUUUGGAUUGUAGCACCCACAACUGUUUACCAUUGGCCAUGUUGAGAAAUGGCAGUAAAAACAUCUGGGAGACCAAAUCUUCCUUACUUUCUGCUUUACAAAUUUUGUUCCACCUCAUGCAAGGCAGGAAAUAGCCAGUAUUAGUAACAAGAAAUAAUGCAUAUGCUGCCUCUUGGCACUGUGUUUGACUAGAAACUGUACAGUUUCAGGAAGUGGGGCACAACAAGAACUGAAGGGUAUGGCACAAAUUCCCUAACCUAUUAUCAGUUCCACCUCCCCAGGUCAGGUCCCUCAUAACUGCUAAAGUGACAGUUGGGGAGUUGAGGAGAAGAUAUAUUUACUGGAAGCUAUUUUUUUCAUUUUUGUUGUGUAUCCCUUACUGGUACAUCAAUCAAACAGGUCUAAUAGGGACCUUAUUCUACAGUAAACUCCAGCAAGCACUGCCAGAAAUUUGAAGUGGACAAUUUAAUAAAAGCUCAUUAGAGAACAUG